AUGGGGACCCUUGGCUGCAACCCUGUUCCACGGCUGACCACAGUGCCUCUGGGCCGGCGAUUGGCAGAGGGCCAGAUUCCGGAGACCGGCUUGAGGAAGUCCUGUAGGACAGCUACACUGGAGAAUGGCUCCGGGCCGGGCUUGUACAUCCUGCCGUCCACUGUGGGUUAUGUCAACCACGACUGCACCAGGGUGGCCAGUCCUGCCUACUCGCUUGUUCGGAGGCCCAGUGAGGCCCCUCCGCAGGAUGACAGCCCGGGGCCGGUCUACUUCCUGGACCCGAAGGUUACCCGCUUUGGCCGCAGCUGUACCCCUGCCUACUCCAUUCAGGGCCGGGGCAAGUGUCGGGAUCUGGAGGUGACACCAGGCCCUGGGGCCUACAGCCCAGAGAAGGUGCCCCCUGUGCAUCAUCGGACUGCCCCAGCUUUCACUCUGGGCUCCCGCCUCCGCCCGAAGCCCCUGGACACCUCGGUCCCUGCCCCCAAUGCCUACACCAUGCCCCCUCUCUGGGGCUCUCAGAUCUUCACUAAGCCCAGCAGCCCCAGCUACACAGUGGUGGGCCGCACACCCCCUGCCCGUCCCCCACAGGAUCCUGCCAAGAUACCUGGCCCAGGCCAGUACAACAGCCCAGACCCCGACACCUACCGUCAGCGCCAGCCUGCCUUCACCAUGCUGGGGCGGCCGCGUGCCCCACGGCCCCUGCAGGAGACACCUGGCCCUGGCACCCAUAGCCCUGAGCAGGUCACAGUGAAUAAAGCCAGGGCGCCAGCCUACACCAUGGGCAUCCGCCACUGGAAACGGGCCUCCACCAUGUGUGCUGCCACCACACCCUGA
This is a messenger RNA of Otolemur garnettii (small-eared galago), 834 nucleotides long. It is a transcript of the gene CIMAP1D, whose product is annotated as outer dense fiber of sperm tails 3 like 2. The coding region runs from base 1 to 834 and encodes 277 amino acids. The record is from RefSeq and is a predicted model, not a curated record. Lineage: Eukaryota; Metazoa; Chordata; Mammalia; Primates; Galagidae. Gene Ontology annotation, cellular component: cytoskeleton; cytoplasmic microtubule. The transcript is spliced from 4 exons.